Medioppia subpectinata is the source of this 954-nucleotide messenger RNA. NCBI's taxonomy places the organism in Eukaryota, Metazoa, Arthropoda, Arachnida, Sarcoptiformes, Oppiidae. The record is from the annotation of a GenBank genome assembly.
AUGUUAAGUUAUAAUUUCAAUGUCUUAACGUGUUCCUCAUGUAAGGCCUUCUUCAGGAGGAAUGCAUUGAAAGACGGGAAUGCAUUAAAAUGUCCAUUUAGUGGAAACUGUGAUCUCACUUAUUUAACCCGAAAAUUCUGUCAAAAAUGUCGAUUAAAUAAAUGUUUUGCACUCGGAAUGAAAAAAGAUUUAAUUUUACCCGAAAGAGAACUGCAAUUACGGAAAGAGAGAAGAAUACGGAAAAAAUUAGAUUUAAAACUCAAUAAAAAUAAUGACCAAAAGUCAUGCAAUUCCUCCUCAGAUGAAACACAAGAUAUUUCUGGCAGUGAUUGCGAUAUUUUGGACCAAUUCUUGUUUAAUAAUACCAUUAGCGACGAAGAUAUUGAGGCCCAAGUGAUGGACAUCGAGACCUGUUUGACAUCUACUGCGGCAAAAGUGUGUGAAUCGGUGACACCAAUCGUGUCCAUCAAUAGACCGAUCACUGACUACAACAAUAACUUCAACGCGAUUGAAGGCAAUCGACUGACGGAACUGUUGAGCGCUUCCAACUCGCUGAAGAUAUCGUACGGAUCGGUGGUGUCUGUGGCCGACACCUAUAUAGACGCCAUGAGUGCCUUGUGUUGCAAUGUGGAGGAAAUGGUGAUCAAAUCCAUUGAAAUGUCCAAAAAUAUCUCUCUCUUCAGUGAGCUGUGUGUUAACGAUCAGAUCUCGCUUAUGAAGUACGGAUCUAUUCAAGUGACUUAUUUGCGAAAUAUCACCGGCUUUGAUCCCAACACCAACCAACUAACGGUUCCCGAUGAGGACCCGUCGCAGUCAGUGCUCGUGGACUUGAAUGCAAUCAAAUGCACAAAACUGUAUGUCUUUGAGGCGUGUAUGACUGCAAUCAUACUGUUCGACCCGAGCCGACCAAACCUACAGCACCGGAAACUUGUUAAAACUUGCACUAAAAAUUAA